This is a messenger RNA of Telopea speciosissima, 3183 nucleotides long. Its product is annotated as protein NLP7-like. Gene Ontology annotation, molecular function: protein binding; DNA-binding transcription factor activity. Bases 19 to 3039 code for a protein of 1006 amino acids. NCBI's taxonomy places the organism in Eukaryota, Viridiplantae, Streptophyta, Magnoliopsida, Proteales, Proteaceae. The record is from RefSeq and is a predicted model, not a curated record. The transcript has 5 exons.
CCAUGGAAGAAGAAGAAAAUGUUGGAACUAGAAGGAGAAGAAAAGUCGAACUUCUCUCAGAGGUCGACACAGAGAGAUUACAUCAUGGAUUUCGAUCUCGAUCUCGACAUCGACACAUCGAUGUUGAUGAUGGACCAGAGCCAGAACCCUUUCUUGGCUAAUCCAGCGUCACCGUUUCCAUUUGCUUCAUCGUCUCACAACCCGCUUCUUCUGCUAUCAUCUUCCGAACAGCACUCUUCGCCUUUGUGGUCCUUCUCGGAUGCUGACGAGGACCCAACUGCUCGCAACACCGAUUCUUCUGCAGGUGGUCUUUGGGUUGCUGAUUGCUCUAGAUUGCUACCAAGUAAUCCUGAUCCUGGUACUGGUAAUCCUGUGACUGAUGAAGAUAAAAGAAGUCACGUUCCAGGACCUCGUGAUUUGGUGCCACGAGAAUGCCUAAUCAAAGAGAGGAUGAUGCAAGCACUUCGGUACAUCAAAGAAUCAACAGAUAAACAUGUUCUUGCUCAGGUUUGGGCACCUGUAAAGCAUGGGAACCAGUAUGUACUGACAACUUCCGGGCAACCUUUUGUUAUUGAUCCACACAACAAUGGUCUUCUUCAGUACAGAACAGUCUCUCUGACGUAUAUGUUUUCCGUGGAUGGGAGGAAUGAUGAGAAUCUGGGGCUACCUGGCCGUGUUUUCUGGCAGAAGUUGCCAGAAUGGACCCCAAAUGUGCAGUAUUACAGCAGCAAAGAGUAUCCAAGACGAAAACAUGCUUUGCACAACAACAUCAAAGGAUCCUUGGCUUUGCCAAUCUUUGAACCUUCUGGAAAAUUAUGUGUAGGUGUGCUUGAGCUUAUAAUGACAUCACAGAAGAUUAACUAUGCUCCUGAGGUUGAUAAAAUCUGCAAAGCUCUUGAGGCAGUAAAUCUGAAAAGUUCUGACGUACUGGAUCAUCCAAGCCAGAUUUGCAAUGAAGGUCGCCAAAAGGCCCUGGCUGAAAUAUUAGAGAUAUUAACUGUUGUGUGUGAAACCCACAAAUUUCCUUUGGCUCAGACAUGGGUUCCAUGCAGGCAUCGCAGUGUUCUGGCCAAUGGUGGUGGUGUGAAGAGAAGCUGUACAAGCUUUGAUGGAAGCUGCAUGGGACAAGUCUGCAUGUCCACAACUGAUGUAGCAUUCUAUGUUGUAGAUGCACGCAUGUGGGGUUUUCGCGAUGCUUGUGCUGAGCAUCACUUACAAAAGGGGCAGGGAGUGGCAGGGAGGGCAUUUUCAUCUCUUAGGUCAUGUUUCUCCAGGGAUAUCACUCGAUUUGGAAAAACUGAAUACCCCAUGGUACACUAUGCACGCAUGUUUGGCUUAACUAGCUGCUUUGCCAUUUGCUUAAUGAGUACUGACACAGGUAGUGACUAUUAUGUUCUAGAGUUCUUUCUGCCACCUAGCAUCACAGACUGUAAAGAGCAAGAAGCUUUAUUAGAUUCCCUCUUGGAAACAAUGAAGCUGCAUUUCCGGAGUUUGAGGACUGCUUCUGGAAAAGAACUGGAAGAGGAGUACAGAUCUGUUGAAAUUAUUGAAAAGUCUCCGGACGAGAAACUCAACUCCAAAAUUGAAUGUAUUCAAGUAUCCCCUAGCACUAAAUCGCCUAUGGGGCACAAUGGCUCACAGAAUAUGGUGGAGGUGGUGCAGUCAAAUCCAUUAGAACAGUGUGUAUUAGACAAUUAUGCUCUGAAGGAUAGAGAGAGUCUGGUUAUUACUGAUGAAAGCCACACUGCUGUUGCUUUCUCUGACAAUAAAGUCACGAAGAGAACAUUGGAGAGAAGACGUGGGAAGACGGAGAAAUCAAUCAGUUUAGAGGUCCUCCAACAAUAUUUUGCUGGGAGUCUUAAAGAUGCUGCAAAGAGUCUUGGUGUUUGCCCUACUACCAUGAAACGAAUCUGUAGGCAGCAUGGAAUUUCCCGUUGGCCUUCUCGCAAGAUUAACAAGGUUAAUCGUUCUCUAAACAAGCUGAAACAUGUCAUUGAAUCUGUCCAAGGUGCUGAAGGAGCAUUCAGUAUGACUUCUCUCGUGGCAAGUCCAAUUCCUGUUGCAGUUGGUUCCAUUUCUUGGCCUGCCAACUUUAAUGGACCCAAUCAACUGUUGCCAGGUUCUAAGCCUUCUGAUCAGGGGGGAAGGGACACUACAUUACCGGCCUACAUUACACCAGAAAGCGAUGGGCAUGGUGACAUUAGGGAUCAAAUAAUUGACGGGAAUGGAAUGUUGGCUCGUCAGGAGCUCAUUCAUAAGCAAAAUGGGGUUGUCACAGAGUAUUGUUCGAGUCCCACUGAGUCCAAUGUCUCUAAAACAAUAAGUGGAUCAGUAGCGGAGAGCGAGGACACCCAUAAUUCUCAUGGUUCAUGCCAAGGUAGCCCUGUCAAUGGAACUGCACAGUUUAAUGGACCAUUUGUUUCUUCCAUCCAAGAAGGUGUCAAUAUCGGAAUAUCAUCAGCUUGGGCAUGUCAACUGACACACACAAUUCCACCUGCUGCCUACUCUGUCCCUGAUGCUACUAUCAGUACACAACAGCAAGCACCAUUAGGUGGAAUGGUAAUAGAGGAUGCAAGAAGGUCCAAAGACUUGAGAUACUUCUGUGGUUCAACAGCAGAGUUUUGUCUGGAUGAGCAGGUCGCAGAUACUAGUUGUAUCAAACGUUCUGAUGAAGCCUCAUGGCAGACUAUGACUCCUUUCUCUCACAAGAUGCCACAUGUUGCAGCAAACCUAGAAAUUGGAACAAUUACCAUCAAGGCAACUUACAGAGAAGAUAUUAUUAGGUUUCGGCUCUCUCUGACUUCUGGUAUGGUCAAGUUGAAAGAGGAAGUGGCAAAGCGGCUGAAGUUGGAGGUGGGUUCAUUUGAUAUCAAGUAUCUAGAUGACGACCAUGAGUGGGUUUUGCUGGCUUGCGAUGCAGACUGGCAUGAGUGUAUGGAUGUCUCAAGAUUGUCUGGUGGACGUGUGAUCAGACUGUUCGUGUAUGACAUAGUUGCGAUGUCUGAGAGCUCUGGUGAUUUAGGAGGAAACACAUUGUAAAGUGUGUAGGCUUGUAGCAGAGACUUGUAAAUUAAAGGUACCAAGUAGGUUGAAAUAGUAAAUUAAUUUGAUAGUGACACUCUGCCAAUUGUAACCAAUUUUCCCUGUUUGGAAUAGAAAAAUUCAGCUCUCAUCUUUUGCGCU